AUGGCUGAAGAACUGGAAGAGGUACCUUGUACCUUCCAGAGCUGCAGACUAAUCUUUAAGUCCGUCAGCGAGAUGCAACACCAUAAAGCCAAUGCGGACAGACAUUCUUACUGCAUGAAAUGUGACCUCGACUUCCAGUCUCAGCAGACCCUUCAUCUGCACAAGAUUAUGAGCGACCGUCAUUUUGCUUGCCCGGAAUGCUGUCUCGAGCUUCGCAGCGAGGCUGGUCUGGAAGUUCACAUGAGAAACAAUCACCACGAGGGUCAUGAAGUCGCUUGCAUGGGCUGCGGUUGCAAGUACAAGUCUGCUUCUGCAGUCAUCAAACACAUCGAAGACAAGGAAUGCCCUGUCCUUACCCUGCCAGACAAAGCCCGCGACGGUGUCAACUAUAAUCUUCACGGCGCAGCAAGUGUUUUGACCAUGGGCAGGGAUUCUCCUGGACGUCAGUCUCCGCCUUCUGAUACCUCCAGUGAGGACCCGGAUGCGGAUGGUGGCGUUCUGCUGGACCUCUCCACACCUCGUAUGGAAGGGAAGCGCCCUGCUCGCGAUACCAAUAAUGCAACCAUUCCUCAUGACAACUGGCCUGAGCUAGGCGCUCCAAUGACCCCAGUCAAAGGAAAACCAGGAAGUAGCUCCACUGAGUCACCCGGAGGUGUCCUCCUCGAUGAUAUUUUCGGUACCUCAACGCGCCACCAUAGUCCUUUCCUGGCUCCUCACGGAGCUACUGAGCUGUCGAUUGAGGCAGGAUCCUCUGGAUCUUCUCUGGUUGUCCAAGAAGCAGGCCCUUCUCGCUGCGUUGUUCCCACUAGUUGCCGAGCCACAGCUCACCGCACGAUCCAAGGUGUGGACCCUGAGAGCUUCUGGAAUCAGGAGAAACGUCGCUACUAUUGCAACUGCGGUUCGUCUUUCUUGUACGCUACCACCUUCGAGUACCAUCUCACGAUGGAGGAUGAAACGAUCAACGAUUGCCCUCGAUGCUUCAAACGGUUCAGGACCCUCGCUGCACUCGUCGCACACAUGGAGGCUCGAUACUCUAAGUGUGCUUUCCGUGUGACAACUGGUCAAAUUGAACAGGAACUCAGUGAAGUUACUCGUGGCUUUGCCGAUAUCCCGCGUAUGAUUGGUGACGAAACGGAGCCGGGGGAGAUCGCUUUCGAUGUGAGUAGCCAGCCCGAGCACAAUACUCCCGGGUCUUCGGAUGCAGACGUCGCGUCCUUGAGCGCAGAUGAUGUCUCUUCAAACGCAGUCGCCAUCUCUUCGAAUUCGGAUGAUGUCUCUUCGAAUGCAGAUGACGUCUCUUCGGAUGCAGAGGCUGUAUCCUCCAUCGCGGGGGGCGUGUCUUCCAACGCGGAGCCCGUCUCUUCGAAUGCAGAUGAAGUCUCUUCGAAUGAAGAUGAUAUCUCUUCGGAUGGAGAGACUGUAUCUUCCAACGCGGGGCCCAUCUCCUCGAAUGCAGAUAAUGUCUCUUCAAAUGCAGGGGCUGUAUCUUCCAGCGCCGGGGUCGUGUCUUCUAACGUAGAGGUCGUUCCCUCAAAACUGGAAUCCCUAGUGGAUGAUUUGAACGGACUUGUCUUUUCUGAUCCACACGACAAAGACGAAGAGGAAGAGCUUUGA
Messenger RNA from Penicillium egyptiacum, 1614 nucleotides. The record is from the annotation of a GenBank genome assembly. Lineage: Eukaryota; Fungi; Ascomycota; Eurotiomycetes; Eurotiales; Aspergillaceae.